AUGUUUGAUAUUAAGGCUUCGGCUGAGUAUGUUGUGGAAUGGGCUGCAAAGGACCCAUAUGGCUUCCUUACAACAGUUAUUCUGGCCCUUACACUGUUGCUAGCAAGUGCUGUGCUGUCUCGGAAGUUGGCCAAGAUGAUUGAGACCGGGGAGAAGGAGCAAAAAAAGAAACAAAAACGUCAAGAAAAAAUUGCAAAAACUAAACGACUAAAGAAGGAUUGA
Messenger RNA from Nycticebus coucang (slow loris), 222 nucleotides. RefSeq names its product small integral membrane protein 15-like. Lineage: Eukaryota; Metazoa; Chordata; Mammalia; Primates; Lorisidae. The transcript has a single exon. The record is from RefSeq and is a predicted model, not a curated record. Bases 1 to 222 code for a protein of 73 amino acids.